GAUGCACCCUGUGCAGAUUCGGUAUGAUUCGGUUCGGUAUGAUUCGGGAGAUGUCAGAUGAGAGAUGUCAUGUGUAAUGGUGAUAUCAGUGGAAUAAAUGUGUAAAAUAAAAGUGGUCUUUAAUUAAUCAGCACAAUUGGCGACGGAGGAAAAUCAAGGAAAAAGGUAAGCAGUACGAAAAUUAAGUGAGAAAAUGAAAAAGCACGUGUGGAAAAAAAGAUAUGAAAAUUUUGUGCAACCAUGUGCGGAAAAGUGAGGUUAGGUUAUUCAACCAGCAUGAAAAAUUAAUUUUAGUGGUAUUUUUAAUGUAAAUUCAAACUCCUGACCCCCUAGAAAAGGAUCAGGAGUGAUAAUUAAUUGUGAAUUAAAGAAAAAAAUACAGAAAUAUAAAAAAAAAUUUGACAAUUUUGUGCACCACGGAAAGUUUCCGGAAAGCUUGUAAGAUCACAAGCUGGGUAAACAGAAUGCACAAAAUUGGCAGGGUUCUGUGGGAAUGAACUAAAAUGAUACUGCCAGAGAGAGAGAGAGAAAGAUUAAAAAGGCAGGAUUCAUUAGAAAAAUGAAUGAAAAUGAGACUGCCAGAAGUUGAGAAAAUUUAGCAACAGGAUUCAUGAAAGAAUGAAUGGAAAUGAGACUGUUGGUAGAGAAAUUAAGCGAUAGGAUUCAUGAAAGAAUGAAUGAAAAUGAAACUAUCAAUACUAAGAAAAUGAAAGAAAGAUUGAAAAUUAAGUGAUAGGAUUCAUGAAAGAAUGAAUGAAAUGAGACUAUCAAGAAAAUGAAUUGAAAGAAAAAGCAAUAAGUAGGGAAGAAAUUAAUGAUUUUCUUCUCUUCUUUUACAGAAAUUGACAAAGAAAAGAUCAUGGAUCAUGGAAAUCAAUACAAUGUACCGCCAUUCAAACGGUCAUUGUUGUCCCCAAAUGAGAAUCGGAAGAAUUGGGAGACGUUCAAGAGGGGAUUCCUCAGUGUUGCACUGGCAACAGCAGAGACAGAUAAGAAGAAACUAAAAGGGAUGCUGCUUGCGUAUGGUGGUCCAGACCUACGAGAGGUAUUCUACCAAAUCCCGGGUGCAGAUAUACCCGGAGAUGACGAUAAUGAUCCGUACAAAAUUGCGUUGAAAAAGCUGGAUGAGCAUUUUGCACCAAAGAGACACGAUUCCUAUGAGAGGCAAAUGUUUUGGUCUCUCAUGCCAGAACCAGAAGAAUCAUUGGAACAGGUGAUUCUGAGGGCAAUGCAUCAAGCCGAGAAGUGUGUCUUUGAAUCGGAGAAGUGCGACGCAAAAACCAGCGCAAAGAUAGACAAGAUCAUAAUGUUGUGUCCGGAAGAGUUGAAGCAGAAAAUCAUGGCUAAACCGAAUUAUGAUUUGGAUGUGUUGCUUCAGUAUAUACACGCAUUCCAAGCAGCUAAAGCUCAAGCAAAGGAAAUGAGCAAACAGUCGAGUACGAUUGGUGAAGGUUCAGGCUCGAAUCUGGAGAAGAGUGACCUCAAUGCGGUACAAGAGAAGAAACAGAAGUAUGGAGGGAGACCGAAAGCUCAGGCAGGGCAUUUCAACACAAAAGAUGAAUGUUCUCGUUGUGGUAGAUCCGGGCACACGGCGAAAGAUCCAAAUUGCCCAGCCAUGGAGAAAACUUGUGCCAAAUGUAACAUCAAAGGGCAUUUUGCAAGGAAAUGUCGCACUCGACGAGCACAAAACCUCAAACGGUCAAAUGCAGAAGACGCAUCAACUCCCAAAUCGAAGAUUGCAAAAGUGAAUCAUGUGAGUGAAGAGAAUGAUUCAGAAGAGGAGGAAGGAAACGAUGGAUUUAUAUUCAAUGUGGGGGAUGGUGAUGAAUACAUCUGGUGCAAGGUUGGUGGCAUUUUGAUUGAGAUGCUAAUUGAUUCCGGUUCCACUCACAACAUUAUUGGAGAGAACACGUGGAAGUACUUGAAGAAGAGUGGGAUAUUUGCCCAGAAUAUGACGAAAUCUGUCACCAAACAUCUGAAGGCAUAUGCACAGUCGAGUCCCUUGGAAAUUCUGGGAUCGUUUGAAGCAGAAGUAGUGAUUCAGGAUGUUAAUCGGGAGUUAAAAAGCACGGCGACAUUUUAUGUUGUUAAAGGGGGAUCUCAGCCACUCUUGGGCAAGGCAACAGCCAAGGCCUUGGGAGUUUUGAUGUUGGGAUUGCCAAGUAAGCAACAUAGUGGUAUUUGCGCUGUGCAAGCUCAACAGGGAUCCAAACCAUUUCCCAAAAUCCGUGGAAUUAGUCUGAUGAUUCCCAUUGAUGAAGAUGUCACGCCAGUAAAUCAACAUGCAAGACGGCCACCCAUCGCUCUUCUCAGUAAAGUUGAGGAGAAGUUAGAUGAAUUGCUGAAGGCGGGUAUAAUUGAGCCAGUGCGUGGAGGGUCCCAGUGAUUGGGUGUCUCCUGUGGUGGUACUCCCCAAGGAUAAUGGUGACAUUCGAUUGUGCAUCGACAUGAGACAAGCCAACAAAGCUGUGAGGCGCGAGAACCCCAUCAUGCCGACAUUUGAGGAUUUCUUGCCUCAAUUGCCGAAGGCAAAAUUUUUCUCGAGGCUUGAUGUGAAGAAUGCAUUCCAUCAGAUAGAGUUGAAUCCUGCUUGCAGAAAGAUUACAACAUUCAUCACUCACAAGGGAAUGUUCAGGUACAAAAGAUUGAUGUUUGGCAUAUCUUGUGCCCCGGAGAUCUUCCAAAAGACGAUGGAGCAAAUAUUGUCAGGAUGUAGUAACACCCUGAAUUAUAUUGAUGACAUCGUUGUCUUUGGGUCGUCGGAGGAGGAACAUGAUAAAUCCCUACAGGAGGUUCUAAAGACACUAAAGGAACAUGGAGUACUGUUGAAUCAGGAGAAAUGUGUUUUUAAGGUGCGCCAGUUGGAAUUUUUGGGACACCAAUUGUCUGAAAAGGGUAUAAAUCCUACUGAGAGCAAAGUUGAGGCGAUUCGGAAGUUUCGAUCUCCAAAGUCCAAGGAAGAACUGCGAAGCUUUCUUGGGUUGGUAACAUAUGUGAGUCAGUUCCUACCAGAUUGCUCUACUGUCACACACACUCUGAGAUUAUUGCUCAAUAAGGAUACCUUAUUUGAGUGGAAGGAGAUCCACGAGAAGGCAUUUCAAGCUGUGAAGGAGAUGAUGAGCAAUGCGGAAACUCUCAGUUACUUUGACAAUAGAUUGCUCACCAGGGUUGUCGCGGACGCUUCUCCAGUUGCUCUUGGUGCUGUUUUAAUACAAAUUGACAGCAGCAAUGAGGAUAAAAUACAUAUUAUUGCUUACGCUAGCAAAAGUUUGUCGGAUACAGAGCGGCGAUAUUGUCAGACUGAGCGUGAAGUAUUGGCAUUGGUGUGGGCAGUUGAAAAAUUCAGUGUCUAUUUGAUUGGACGAGUGUUUGAACUGGUUACAGAUCACAAACCACUUGAGAUUAUUUUCAAACCGACCACCAAACCCUGUGCGAGAAUUGAAAGGUGGCUUCUAAGGCUGCAAUCCUUCAGGUUCAAAGUAAUCUACAAGAAAGGAUCCAUGAACAUUGCUGAUUCUCUUUCACGGUUGACGGAAAGCAGGGAUUCGAAAGGGUUUGAUAAGGAGGAUAAAUUCUUUAUCAGAGCAGUCAUUGAAUCAGCAGCCAUUGACAUUUCGGAGAUUGAGGAAGCUUCCAGGAAUGACACGGAGUUCCAUGUGGUACGUCAGUGUUUGGAAACGGAUCAAUGGCACGCGCCUGAAGUGAAAUUGUACCAACAUUUCAAGAUGGAACUCAGCUGCAUCGGAGAUAUUCUCAUCAGAGGAACAAAAGUUGUGGUACCUACCUCUUUGAGGCAACGUAUGCUGCAACUUGCUCACGAAGGACAUCCAGGAGAAACCACGAUGAAACGCCGAUUGAGAGAUAGAGUGUGGUGGCCUGGAAUGGACACAGAGGUAACUAAGUUUGUGAGGAGCUGCAAAGGAUGUCAGUUGGUGUCUACUCCGUCCAAACCGGAACCGAUGGUACGCAGGCAGCUUCCACAAGGACCCUGGAUUGAUAUAGCAGUAGAUUUCAUGGGACCUCUACCUACUGGAGAAUAUCUGUUCGUCAUUGUCGACUACUUCAGUCGUUAUAAAGAAGUAGAAGUUAUGAUGAAGAUUACUGCUAAGGAAACAAUCAGGCGGUUGGAGAGAAUUUUCGUGAGAAUGGAUUACCCUAGAACAAUAACGCUGGACAAUGCCAAACAAUUCCUCAGUGAAGAGUUUGAGACCUUCUGCAAACAGCGAGCUAUCACCGUGAACAGAACGAUACCUUACUGGCCACAGCAGAAUGGGGAAGUGGAACGCCAAAAUAGAUCGUUGGUGAAGCGCUUAAAAAUCAGUCAGGCAUUGAAACGUGAUUGGAAGAGUGAUUUGCAAGAAUAUCUUCUAAUGUAUUAUACGACGCCUCAUGCGACUACCGGAAAAACCCCAACAGAACUCUGUUUUGGACGUACCAUUCGGAGUAAGAUUCCUGCAUUGAGUGAUGUCUCUACAAUGCCUCCCAGCUCUGACUUCAGAGACCAAGAUUGAAUUUCAAAAGGAAAAGGAAAGGAAAGGGAGGACAAAAAGAGAGGUGCGAGGCCAGCGGAGCUUGAGUUGGGAGAUCGCGUACUCAUGAGAAACCUGCUUCCCGGAAACAAACUGAGUACCACGUUUGACCCCACGGAAUUCGUCGUUCUAGAAAAGAAGGGAUCUGCGGUGGUCAUCGAGGACCCGGAAUCCGGACGGCGUCUCCAGCGCAACGUGGCACACUUGAAGAGAGCCACACCACCUGAGGAGGGUGACAGUGACGAAGCUGAGUCUGGAUCUGUGGGGACUGGGACUCCGACAUCGGUGGAAUGCCAUGGCAACGCCGACCAGGAGAUCCCCGCUCCACAAACCCAAACAGCAACACGCAACAGACCCACCAGGAAGAAGAAGAAGCCCUAGAGAUUGGAAUACCGGGAGCUGGGGGGAUCGCAUCCCAAACAUGGAGAAAAGGAGGGAUGUGGUGAUGCACCCUGUGCAGAUUCGGUAUGAUUCGGUUCGGUAUGAUUCGGGAGAUGUCAGAUGAGAGAUGUCAUGUGUAAUGGUGAUAUCAGUGGAAUAAAUGUGUAAAAUAAAA
Molecule: messenger RNA, 5085 nt
Organism: Lutzomyia longipalpis
Lineage: Eukaryota; Metazoa; Arthropoda; Insecta; Diptera; Psychodidae
Exons: 2
Coding region: 815-2386 (523 amino acids)
Biological process (GO): proteolysis
Molecular function (GO): nucleic acid binding; zinc ion binding; aspartic-type endopeptidase activity
Source: RefSeq, a predicted model, not a curated record